Molecule: messenger RNA, 921 nt
Organism: Lathyrus sativus (Indian pea)
Lineage: Eukaryota; Viridiplantae; Streptophyta; Magnoliopsida; Fabales; Fabaceae
Source: the annotation of a GenBank genome assembly
AUGGCCGAAACGAAAUUGAUUCCAGGGUUUCGGUUUCAUCCCACUGAUGUUGAGCUGAUUAUGUAUUUUCUCAAGAGGAAGAUUAUUGGUAGGAAGUUCCCUUUUGAUGUCAUUGCUGAACUUGACAUUUACAAGUAUGCUCCAUGGGAUCUUCCAGAUAAAUCUUUGCUCAAAAGUGGGGAUUUGAAAUGGUACUUCUUUAGCCCUGUAGGGAAGAAAUAUUGCACUGGAGGGAGGAUGAAUCGAGCGACUGAAAUUGGGUACUGGAAGACUACAGGGAAGGAUAGAGCUGUUGAACAUAAGAAUCGAGUGGUGGGGAUGAUAAGAACACUGGUGUUUCACAUUGGUAAAGCUCCUAAAGGAGACCGAACUGAUUGGGUAAUGCAUGAAUUCAGACUUGAAGACAAAGACUUAGCUGACAAAGGCAUUUCACAGAAUUCCUACGUAAUUUGUAGGGUAUUUCAAAAAGAGGGUCCUGGUCCAAGGAAUGGUGCACAGUAUGGUAAACCAUUUAAUGAGAAAGACUGGGACAGUGAAGAGGAAAUUGAUUGUUUACAAUCUGUCCCUGCUGCUGCUGCUGUGUCUUUACCAGCUCCAAUUCUACCUAGCUCAAGCCAUAUUUCUGUAGCAAAUGACAUGCAUCCCUCAACAAGUGGAUGCAUUGCACCGAACUCUUUAUCAUGUCUAUCAAGAUUAAUGCCCUCUGGCUUGCUGCACCCUUCAGCUCCAAGCACUCAAGUUGAUGAUGACAUUUUAUCCAUGCUUGCUAUUUUCAAAGACGAUGAUACAUUGGCAGCGAAUGAAAACAAUGGAUCUGAGUGCCAUGGCGGUUGCCAUUCUCGCGAAGCCAACAGUGGUGAUGGCAGAUUGAAAGCCAGCAGGAGAAAAAAAAGAGAAAUGGAUAUCACGAGUCACUACUAA